CUUUGGCUGGAUGUCUCCUGACCCACGUCACCAGCCUGACAGCCUCGCACCAAAUCAGAGGGCGGCGCUCGUCACCGGGAGCUCCUGCAGAUUAGAACUCGCCUCUCCUAGCUCCUCCCCUCAGUCCCAUUUAAAGCUCCCACCCGCUUAUCCGAAAAUUAAGAGUGGGCUGAGUUUCCUCAGCGCCUUCUUCCAGGGCAAGAUGAACACCGUUCUGCCUUGCCAAGACCAGUACUUUGUAGGAGGCCAGAGCUAUAAUUGUCCGUAUUCCGCUACAACGUCAGAAUCUAGUGUUGACGUUUCCACGGAGACUUGGGUCUCUUUCUGGGCUGCUGGUCUCCUGGACAACAGAGAGCCCCAACAGGCACCACAGACACAGGAACCAUCAGGUGACUCGAAUUUCCCUGUUCCUAAUUUGUGUUCAUGGGAAGAGGCUCAGCUUUCCUCUCAGCUCUACAGGAAUAAGCAGCUCCAAGAUACUCUGGUACAGAAGGAAGAAGAACUUGCUAGGUUACAUGAAGAGAAUAAUCAUCUCAGACAAUACCUGAAUUCUGCUCUAGUUAAAUGUCUUGAGGAAAAAGCCAAGAAAUUGCUGUCAUCAGAUGAGUUCUCCAAAGCAUGUAGAAAAUUCAGAAAGGGGAAGAGGAAACCCAAAGAGCAAAUAUAUUUUCCUCCUGAGAUUCCCCAUCAUAAAAAUGCCAAGAGAAGCCUUGCUAGUGAAUUUGCUAACUGUGGACAACAUGGACCCCCUGUGGAUCCCUGGGUUCUUCAGACACUGGGGUUAAAAGACCUCAACACCAUUGAUGACACCUCAUCAGCUAACUACAGUGCCCCCUCGUCUCAUGCCAGACAGACCACUAGCACAUUUCCCCAGUUUCUGGAUGAGGCAAUUGAUUAUCCCAAUGCCCCUGGGGAAGAUCUGCCAAUUGACUAUGGAGGUGAUAGAACAACCCCCUCGCAAGGCACUGCCAGCCACAGUGAAGAUUUUCACUUCCUUUCUCAACUUUCAAAUCCUCCAGGAGGACUACAAACUCUUCCUUUCUAUACUUCUGAUGUAUCACCCAAUAAGACAGAGAUGGCCUUUUCCACAUCCUUGAGCCCUCACUGUAAUGUGAAAACGCACUCCUUCCACCAGGGACAAGCUUUUGUUCGUCGAGAUGAAGAGGGAGGCUGGAAGUUUACCUGGGUCCCUAAGCAGUCUUAGUGACCCCCUCUUCUAUCACAGAGGACUGCCAUGAACUCUGUUUACAAGACCCCUCUUGCACUUGAACCUGACUAUGUGGAAAACACAAGCUAUUGCCCAGACAGUCUCCUGCCACUUUAAAUGUCACUCUCAAUUACCCACUUAAAUCUGCAGGGAAUGGCUUCCAAGAAUCCAUAA
Molecule: messenger RNA, 1381 nt
Organism: Cervus elaphus (red deer)
Lineage: Eukaryota; Metazoa; Chordata; Mammalia; Artiodactyla; Cervidae
Gene: GMNC
Product: geminin coiled-coil domain containing
Exons: 5
Coding region: 11-1204 (397 amino acids)
Biological process (GO): negative regulation of DNA replication; negative regulation of cell cycle
Cellular component (GO): nucleus
Source: RefSeq, a predicted model, not a curated record